AUGGGUCACUCACGACGUCCUGUGGGCGGGGAGAAGAAGAGCCGUUUCGGUCGCUCCAAGGCCGCCGCUGAUGUGGGCGACGGCCGACAAGCGGGGGGCAAGCCUCAAGUCCGGAAGGCCGUUUUCGAGACCACAAAGAAGAAGGAGAUUGGUGUUUCGGAUCUUACACUGCUGAGCAAGAUCUCUAACGAGGCGAUCAACGACAACCUGAAGCUACGAUUCCAACAUGACGAGAUCUACACUUAUAUCGGACAUGUGCUUGUUUCUGUCAACCCCUUCCGGGACUUGGGCAUCUACACCGACAGUGUCCUCGAAUCCUACCGAGGCAAGAACCGACUCGAAGUCCCUCCCCAUGUAUUCGCGGUCGCAGAAUCCUCGUACUAUAACAUGAAAUCCUACAAAGACAACCAGUGUGUGAUCAUUUCUGGUGAGUCGGGUGCCGGUAAGACCGAAGCGGCGAAGCGGAUCAUGCAAUACAUUGCUAGUGUAUCAGGGGGAACCGAUUCAUCUAUUCAGCAAACAAAGGACAUGGUUCUGGCGACCAAUCCUUUGCUGGAAUCGUUCGGUAAUGCGAAGACAUUGCGCAACAACAAUUCCUCACGGUUCGGAAAGUAUUUGGAGUUGGAGUUCAACGCCCAGGGUGAGCCCGUUGGCGCCAACAUCACAAACUACCUGCUGGAGAAGUCAAGAGUAGUGGGACAAAUCACCAAUGAGCGAAACUUCCACAUUUUCUACCAGUUCGCCAAGGGUGCGCCGCAGAAAUACAGAGAUUCGUUCGGCAUUCAACAGCCCCAGUCCUACCUAUACACGAGCCGAUCGAAAUGUUUCGAUGUCCCCCAUGUCGACGAUGUGGCAGAUUUCCGAGAUACCCUCAAUGCGAUGAGCGUCAUUGGAAUGUCGGAAGCGGAGCAAGACAACGUUUUCCGAAUGCUGUCUGUGAUUUUGUGGAUUGGAAACAUUCAGUUUGGGGAGGACGAUUCGGGAAAUGCUGCCAUUACAGACCAGUCAGUGGUAGAUUUUGUCGCAUACUUGCUGGAGGUUGACGCCGGUCAAGUCAAUCAGGCAUUGACCAUUCGCAUGAUGGAGACUAGUCGCGGUGGCCGCCGCGGCUCUGUCUACGAGGUUCCGUUAAACACCACCCAGGCUCUUGCUGUGCGGGAUGCUUUGGCCAAGGCAAUCUAUUUCAAUCUCUUCGACUGGAUUGUGCAGCGCGUCAAUCAGUCUUUGACAGCCCGUGGUUCGGUGACGAAUUCUAUUGGUAUUCUCGACAUUUACGGUUUCGAGAUUUUUGAGAAGAACUCGUUCGAGCAGCUCUGCAUCAAUUACGUCAACGAGAAGCUCCAGCAGAUUUUCAUCCAGUUGACGCUCAAGGCAGAACAGGACGAGUAUGAGCGCGAGCAGAUCACAUGGACGCCUAUCAAGUACUUUGAUAACAAGGUUGUGUGCUCGCUGAUUGAAGACAAGCGACCCCCCGGGGUCUUCGCUGCUCUGAAUGAUGCUUGUGCGACAGCGCACGCUGAUUCUGGAGCUGCCGAUAACACCUUCGUUGGGCGGCUGAACUUCCUUUCGCAGAACCCUAACUUCGAGAGCCGACAGGGCCAGUUCAUCGUCAAGCACUACGCCGGUGAUGUCAGCUAUGCUAUCCAGGGAAUGACCGACAAGAACAAGGACCAGCUCCUGAAGGAUCUGUUGAACCUAGUCCAGUCGAGUGGCAACCAGUUUGUCCACUCGCUCUUCCCGGAACAGGUUAACCAGGAUGACAAGCGACGACCGCCUACUGCCAGUGAUAAAAUCAAAGCCUCCGCCAACGAUCUGGUUGCAACAUUGAUGAAGGCCCAGCCAUCGUACAUCCGAACUAUCAAGCCAAACGACAACAAGGCCCCGAAAGAGUUCAACGAGGGCAAUGUUCUCCACCAGAUUAAAUACCUCGGUCUCCAAGAGAACGUUCGCAUCCGACGUGCAGGUUUUGCUUACCGUCAAACCUUCGACAAGUUCGUUGAGCGCUUCUACCUGCUAUCGCCGAAGACUUCUUACGCUGGUGAAUAUACGUGGUCGGGCGACAUCGAAACAGGAGCUCGCCAGAUUUUGAAGGACACGCGGAUCCCAGCCGAGGAGUACCAGAUGGGUAUCACGAAGGUUUUCAUCAAGACUCCUGAGACGCUCUUCGCGUUGGAGGCCAUGCGCGACCGUUACUGGCACAACAUGGCCAUUCGAAUCCAGCGGGCAUGGCGGAACUACCUGCGCUACCGCACGGAGUGUGCUAUUCGCAUCCAGCGCUUCUGGCGCCGUGCUACAGGCGGGCUUGAGCUUAUCAAACUACGUGACCAAGGCCACCAAAUCCUGAACGGUCGAAAGGAGCGCAGAAGAAUGAGUAUUCUUGGUUCUCGGCGAUUCCUCGGUGAUUAUGUUGGUGUCGGUAACAAGGGCGGUCCCGGAGAGAUGAUUCGCGGCGGUGCUGCCAUCAGUUCGUCCGAAGAUAUCCUCUUCUCCUGCCGUGGUGAGGUGCUAGUAUCCAAGUUCGGUCGCUCAAGCAAACCUUUGCCUCGAAUUUUCGUUUUGACAAACCGACAUGUAUACAUUGUAGCCCAGAACUUCAUGAACAAUCAACUCGUAAUUUCCUCGGAGAAAACCAUCCCUAUCGGAGCCAUCAAAGCCGUCAGUGCUUCCAACUACCGGGAUGACUGGUUCUCGUUCGUCAUCGGCGGACAAGAACCGGAUCCGCUCGUCAACUGCGUUUUCAAGACUGAGUUCUUCACUCAUCUUAACAACGCUCUCCGUGGGCAAUUGAAUUUGAAGAUCGGCCCACAAAUCGAAUACAACAAGAAGCCAGGAAAGUUGGCUACCGUUAAGGUCGUCAAAGAGCCAUCCGCAACCCAGGUUGACACCUACAAGAGUAGUACGAUCCACACCGGCUCAGGAGAACCGCCGAACUCUGUGUCCAAACCAACCCCCCGAGGGAAGCAAGUAGCUGCCCGACCUGUCACAACAGGCAAGCUUCUUCGACCAGGUGGCCCAGGCGGUGGGCCUUCGAAGCUUGCGUCGAGACCCGCGCCGGAGCGUCGAGCUGUACCACAGCCUACGCGCCAGCCAGCCGCAGCACAGCCGACACCAACCCCAAGGGCCGUCCCCCAGCCUGUUGCGUCUAUUGCAGCCUCGCAUUCACGCAAUUCAUCAAGCGCAUCCGCAAGGGCACCGCCACCCCCACCGCCACCACCGCCUGCCGCGGCGGCAGGACCAAAGAAGGCAAAGGUCUUGUACGACUUCAACAGCGAUAGUAGCGGCAUGUUAUCAAUCCGUGCGGGCGAACUCAUCCAGAUUAUGUCGAAAGAAGGGAAUGGCUGGUGGCUAUGCAUGAACCUCGAGACCUCAGCCCAAGGCUGGACCCCCGAAGCUUACCUAGAGGAGCAAGCUGCUCCCGCACCAAAACCCACACCUCCCCCUCCUCCUCCAGUCGCUCCCCGAGCAAGCCCAACACCGGUGAACGGAUCAGCCACCGUCGCCGCAGCAAAGGCCAAAGCGGCACCUCCAGCACCCCCGGCCAAACGACCCAACAUGGCAGGCCGCAAAGCAGCUCCAGCGCCCCCACCAGCGCCCCGAGAUAGCGCGGUCAGCAUGAACUCGCAGGGCGAUUCCUCUGGUGCAAGUGGCCGCGGCACGCCCAACAGUGUAUCCAACGCCAGCCUUGCAGGUGGUCUUGCUGAAGCCCUGAGGGCACGCCAGAGCGCCAUGCAGGGCAAACAUGAUGACGACGAUGACUGGUGA
Messenger RNA from Aspergillus puulaauensis, 3762 nucleotides. RefSeq names its product class I myosin myoA (gene MYO1). Gene Ontology annotation, biological process: vesicle transport along actin filament; endocytosis; actin filament organization. Gene Ontology annotation, molecular function: microfilament motor activity; ATP binding; actin filament binding. The transcript has 9 exons. Bases 1 to 3762 code for a protein of 1253 amino acids. The record is from RefSeq and is a predicted model, not a curated record. NCBI's taxonomy places the organism in Eukaryota, Fungi, Ascomycota, Eurotiomycetes, Eurotiales, Aspergillaceae. Gene Ontology annotation, cellular component: myosin complex; actin cytoskeleton; vesicle.